AACUAUGAUCAGUGGAGUCGGUGAACGCGCGCGGUGAUAAGCGACUGGCGAACAGCUGCUGACUUGUGGAUCGGCCGUUGCUGUCGUCCGAACAUAAGACGCGACGAGGGACCAAAAGAUAUCCAACCGACGAGCUGGUGUGAACGUUGUCCGCUUGGACAGCCAGACAGAUGUUGCAAUCCGUUUGAACGACUACAAGAUGGCAAGGCGGUCCUCAGCGCUUGCGGUAUUGGCCCUGUUGUCGCGUUGCUGCUAUUGCCGUGCGGCUGUUUCGAACGACCUGUCGCCAUUGUCUCUGGAUCGGUUCUAUGGACAAAACCAAGUGGAUGAUACAGAUAACUCUGAUAACUCUAAUAUUGAUGUAUUUAAUCAAUUUCAUUUACAUGAAUCUUCUGAAUGGCCUUUUCCAAAUAAAAUUGAUAACAGUAUAGGUCAAAUAUCUGGAGUAUCUAUUAGCAAAGACAAUCUUGUGUAUAUUUUCCAUAGAGGUAAUCGAGAAUGGAACCAAUCCACUUUUCUGGAAAAUGAUGUUUACAGGGAUAGAUCUCAAGGACCAAUAUCUGGACAUGCAGUUGUUAUACUUGAUCCAAGAAAUGGCUCAGUUAUCAAAAGAUGGGGGAGCCACAGAUUUUAUAUGCCUCAUGGCAUAACUGUGGAUCAUGAAAAUAAUGUUUGGCUUACUGAUGUUGCUCUUCAUCAAGUGUUUAAAUUUGGCCCUAGUUUAGAAAGUAGUUCUGAAAAUCUUUUAAUGACAUUGGGUACUGCAUUUGAACCUGGAAAUGAUUUAAAUAAGUUUUGUAAACCAACAUCAGUGGCCGUUACAACUAAUGGUGAAUUUUAUAUAGCUGAUGGAUAUUGCAACUCACGUAUUGUUAAAUUUUCUGCUGAAGGACGAAUACUGUUGGAAUGGGGCCGAUCCACUAAAGUAUCAGGAGAUUUGCCUUUGCCUCCUUAUCAACUAUGGAUUCCUCAUGCAUUGACAUUAGCUGAAGAUAAAGGUUUGAUAUGUGUGGCUGACCGUGAAAAUGGCAGAGUAUUAUGUUUCGAUAUUAAUAAUGGAACCUUCAGAUCUGAGAUUAAUACACAUUUAUUUCAACGUAUUUUCAGUGUUGCUUAUUCACCAAUAGCUGAUGGUGUGUUUUAUGUACUCAAUGAUAAGAAUAUGGAUAUUACAACUGAAAUAUUAUCACAAGGAAUUGUGAUUAAUGCUACAUCAUUAGAAGUUAUUGGGCGAUUUCAUCCUAAUGAAAAUGAAUUUGUAAGACCUCAUGAUAUUGCUAUUAGCCCUGAUGGAACAUCUGUUUAUAUUGUUGAACUCGUAAGAUCUCAUAUACGAAAAUUUGAGUUAGACUUAGACAUUCAAAACUUAUACAUAAAUAAAAGUCUUACUCCACUUAAUUUUUCAGAACAUGAACUAAAGCUGUACAAAUAUAACAUAUUGAAAAAUUGCCCUGGGCUGAGAGAAAAUACAGGCAAACAAAUUUUAGUAAUUAUGCUAAUAAUUGCUGUAGGUUUAUUCUUUACCGCUGCCAUAUUUGUAACUAUUGUAAUAUAUGCUAGAACUAAAUCAAUGGCUCACAGGAAAGAUGUGACUUUCAGUCGCUGGCAUCCUCGGACGUUAAAUGCUGAUGGAUUUACAUUGGGCAAUAUUUUCAACAAGAAACAACGAGCUGGUUUUGAGAAACUCGCAACUGUCGAGGUGAGUGAAGACGAUGACGAUGACGACGGCAAUGAUCUUACCGCGAGGGCUUGAUAUUAUAAUAAUCUACAGUGUUAGUGGAUAAAAUUUAUCGUUACACUAUUAUUGUUAUUAUUUAUUUAUUGUUAACAAUAUAUUUUUUUGCCUGAUUCGAUAA
Sipha flava (yellow sugarcane aphid) is the source of this 1856-nucleotide messenger RNA. Its product is annotated as peptidyl-alpha-hydroxyglycine alpha-amidating lyase 1-like. Bases 200 to 1753 code for a protein of 517 amino acids. NCBI's taxonomy places the organism in Eukaryota, Metazoa, Arthropoda, Insecta, Hemiptera, Aphididae. The record is from RefSeq and is a predicted model, not a curated record. The transcript is spliced from 9 exons. Gene Ontology annotation, biological process: peptide metabolic process. Gene Ontology annotation, cellular component: membrane; extracellular region. Gene Ontology annotation, molecular function: catalytic activity; protein binding.